Messenger RNA from Mesocricetus auratus (golden hamster), 1924 nucleotides. RefSeq names its product proline rich 3 (gene Prr3). Gene Ontology annotation, molecular function: RNA binding; metal ion binding. Bases 224 to 808 code for a protein of 194 amino acids. The transcript is spliced from 4 exons. Lineage: Eukaryota; Metazoa; Chordata; Mammalia; Rodentia; Cricetidae. The record is from RefSeq and is a predicted model, not a curated record.
GGGAGGAGACGACGAUUUGGGCGAGCAAGCGAGCAGAGCCUCCUCGUGAGCGGCGGGGCGAGCGGGGACCCCCUUAGCCCCCCCCCGUACCCACAACCUGCCGGGCGGGGCGAAAGCUCGAGUUUCCCAGCCCCACCGCCCACCCGGAAGCGGAAACGGAGCUAGUCGUGUGCCCCUGCCUCACUGCCCUCCAAAGUCUGCUGCAGCCAUUGCCGCAGCCGCGAUGCCGAAACGAAAGAAGCAGAAUCAGCAGCAGCAGCAGCAACAGCCGCCGCCGCCGCCACAACAACAGCCCGCACUGUGGGACCGGGACGAGCCCGGAGACGAGGAGGAUGAGAGUCCCAUUGGACCACCCAGCCUUCUGGGCCCUCCCCCCAUGGCUAACGGAAAGCCUGGCGAUCCCAAGUCAGCUCUUCACAGGGGCCCUCCAGGAUCAAGGGGACCAAUGAUUCCACCGCUGCUGAGCCUCCCACCUCCUCCCCGGGGCAGAGGCCCUAUUCGAGGAGGCCUCCGUCCUAGAUGUAGUCCAUAUGGUCGUGGUUGGUGGGGCAUCAAUACUGAACCUCCUUUUCCUGGGCCAGGCCAUGGGGGUCCCUUUAGGGAAAGCUUUCACACAGAGCCAAGAAAUCCACGAAGGCUCAAAAGCUGGUCUCUUGCCAAGAACAUCUACCCACCCAGGGACGGCCCCCACAUGAUGGAAGACAAGUCUGACCGCCCUGUCUGCCGACACUUUUCCAAAAAGGGCCACUGUCGCUACGAAGACCUGUGUGCCUUCUACCAUCCGGGGGUCAACGGACCUCCUCUGUGAGACUGUGCCUUCCCACCCAGGCUGGACGGAGCCCUCCGACCUGGUGGCCCCAUUAUAGCUACUCAAGGCUCUUCUGUCACCUUCAGUCGGUGACAUGUCCACCCCACUCAUCAUCUCCCCGGUCAGGGGUCCAGAGUUGUGGCUGUCACUGGUGUGCGGUGCGUGCGGUCUUCUGAUCCAGGCUCCAGAGGCCAUCGGGACCCCAUCUUGCUCCCUUCCACUGCCCCCUGGAUCUUCCCCUCUGCCAAACGACUGCCAGACAGGAGACCUUUGGUGCUGUUGCUUGUGCAUCUGCGCACCUGCCCCCCCCCCCCCAGUAUUGCCCCCCAGUUCCCGAGACCCCCUCCCCCGGCGCAGUCUUAUGUCCUCGACUGCUUGUUUGAAGUCCUUGGAUGUGAAGCCCUGGUGUUUGACUGCACAGGAGACACACCAGGUUGUCUGGCCGUGGGGUCAGGUUUGAGUGACUGGAACAGGCUUGCUCCCCCAACAGCCUCCCCCUGCUUUUGGACGUCCUAGUUUCUUGUGAGUAGCAUGAGCCCCACCGCUAAGGCCUGUGGUCACUGUGCUUUGUGAAACUGUGCGUCCCCUCAUAGCCUUCCUCGGUGUCCGUGACAUUUUUGUGACUUCCCAACUCCAGAUAAGUUUUUCUGCCAAAUUGAGCAAGGCUCUUGGUGCCCUCUAGACUUCACCCACCUCCCAGCAUGGGAGAACGGGAGACUCCUCAGACUGCCUCCCCGUCCUGCCCUCCCUCCUGGUGUCCGUCAUUCUGGGUCUGACACAGGCCAGUGAUACCUUGUGAAGCCGCAGGCAGGACUCACCACUCGGCUCCUGCCUGACUCGUUUUAGUUAGGCCCUAUCGUGAGGCCACCGGCCCUUUCCUUUGACUUGAGUUCUGUGACUCCACCUGGCCUCGUCCUGUCUUUGGGUGGACACCUCUGACCCUCUUCUCUCACAGCCCUGGCACUGGGCGUUUUCUGUGAAAACGGCAGUGAGCACGUUGGGUUUUGAGCUGGCCCUAAGGGAGGUCAGGAGGUGUGUGGGCAAGAGGAGUGAGAGGUGUUGUUGUUUGUUUUGUUUUUUUAAUUUUUUAUAUUAGUAAUAAACAGUGGAAACCGG